Messenger RNA from Aspergillus niger, 408 nucleotides. RefSeq lists its product as uncharacterized. Lineage: Eukaryota; Fungi; Ascomycota; Eurotiomycetes; Eurotiales; Aspergillaceae. Bases 1 to 408 code for a protein of 135 amino acids. The record is from RefSeq and is a predicted model, not a curated record. The transcript is spliced from 3 exons.
AUGGCCCCCAUAAUAAACCUCCCUCUUCACCAAACCCGCAACAGCAAUAAUCUCCUCUCCCCCCGCGAUAACCCCGACUGCCCCAACACCAUCUCAGGCGGCGGCAUCGCGGGCAUUGUCCUCGGCACCAUCGCAGGCACACUACUCAUCCUAUGGCUAUGGCAUCUGUGUUCCUUGCCCGGGGCCAGUUCAAGCGGAGGGUCGGAUUACGGCGAGGCUAACUUAGCGACAUCGACAACACGAAGAAGGCGGCGACGCCAUAGUAGUCCGACGGUGUAUUAUCUCGAGAAGCAUCCAUCUGGGCAUGGUGGUGGGGGCUCCAAUAGCGAUCCUUCAGAGAUGGAAGAAGUAAUCCAGAGCCCUGUGGCUCAUGAUCAGAAAAUAGCAGAGGCAGAAAGUGUAUUUUAA